AUGGAUCGUAUUGAGAGGCUUGCUAUGCUUCUAUGGGGAGUUUGGGGAGCUCGUAAUGACUUGGUUUGGAAUAAUAAGGCUUUGUCGGUAGAGAGGGUGGUGAAUUUUGCAAUUACUUACCUUGAUUCUUGGAAGAAUGCUCAGCUAGAGAGUAGAGGUGUGUUGCCAAUUUUUGGUCCGAAUACUUUCGGGUGUGAGCAAUGGGCUAAACCUUGUUUUGGUGAGAUUAAGGUUAAUUGUGAUGCUGCUGUCUUUGAAGAUGACAAUAUUCUCGGUUUGGGGUGGAUUUCUCAGGAUCAUAAUAUGCCCGACCCGUUUUUGGCUGAAGCUAUGGCGUUGAAGGAGGCACUCGAUUGGGUGAAGGGUAGGUGGGUUGAGGGGGGUGUGCCUACUGGUGUGGUUAUGGAGGUGGACGCGUUGCUGCUGGUGCGAGCCGUGCAACAGAAGAAGCGUUUGUUGUCUCCGGUGGGGCUUUUAAUUUCGGAUUGUGUUGCUCUUAUGCAAUCCUCUCUUUUGUUUCAUAUUUCAAUUAAUUUUGUUAAACGGUCCGAGAACCAGGCGGCUAACUUUUUAGCUCGUUCUUCUAGUUCUAUUCCUGGCUGGGUUUCUCGCGGGGGUGUUGUCGCUGCUGAUUUGGAAGCUAUUUUGGUAGCUAAUUUGAUUUAA
Cannabis sativa is the source of this 666-nucleotide messenger RNA. RefSeq lists its product as uncharacterized. The transcript has 2 exons. Gene Ontology annotation, molecular function: nucleic acid binding; RNA-DNA hybrid ribonuclease activity. Lineage: Eukaryota; Viridiplantae; Streptophyta; Magnoliopsida; Rosales; Cannabaceae. Bases 1 to 666 code for a protein of 221 amino acids. The record is from RefSeq and is a predicted model, not a curated record.